Molecule: messenger RNA, 2940 nt
Organism: Glycine soja
Lineage: Eukaryota; Viridiplantae; Streptophyta; Magnoliopsida; Fabales; Fabaceae
Product: pentatricopeptide repeat-containing protein At3g46610-like
Exons: 1
Coding region: 205-2628 (807 amino acids)
Molecular function (GO): protein binding
Source: RefSeq, a predicted model, not a curated record
ACUCAGUUUAUCCAUUUGAUUCUCUGCAAACGAAUGGCUGUGACAAAGCGACCUUGCCCUUAGUCACCAUUCUUCAACUGAUUCGAACGAGCCUCAGUGGAAGAAGGUAAGAACUUAGAACCCAUCUUAUGCUGCUUCCUCAAUUAUUCCUGUGACUAAUUAUUUGAAAGUGGGUUUUCCUCUUUGGCUUCAAAUUUAUGAGAAAUGAUUAGCACUUGGCCCUUCAAAGUCAACCACUUGGUGGUUCCUUGCUUUGAAAUAGGCCCUUCUGGUGUUACUGAUCUGAAUAGGAGAAGGAGGGUGAAACAGGGUAUUAUUUUUUCUGUUUCUCAUAGUUCAAAAGUUAGUGUUUCUCAAUGUUCAAGAGGGUAUGGGACUGUGGUCUUUUCUGGACAUGCAAAGUUGGAUUUGAGAUGUGGGAUUUUGUUGGGAUUCUCUAAACCCAAAUUUGGUAUCAUUUUCAAGCCACACAAGAGUCAUGUUGGAGACUUAGCUCCACCCUUGGGGUGGGCACUGGAUGAGGAAGGCGUUGGGAGUGAAUUGGUUGAGGAGAAUAUUGAUUCUGAUGAUUCAUCGGUUAACAGUGAGUCGAAGUGUGUAAACUCUUUGAAUUUGGAUCAUGUUAAGGACAGUGACCAUGAAGGAAAAAUGCGUGGUGAUGACAAUAGCAAGGAAAGUGGUGGGAGUGAAUUGGUUGAGGAGCAGACUGAUUCUAAUGAUGCAUCGGUUAACAGUGACUUGGAGGGUGUAAUGUCUUUGAAAUUGGAUCAAGUUCAGGAGAGUGACUGUGAAGUAAAAAUGCAUGGUGAUGACAAUAGCAAGGAAGGUGCUGACGAAGAGUGUGAUGGUAAGGUUGAUGUGAGAGCACUUGCCCUGAGAUUGCAGACCGUGAAGACAGUGGAGGACGUGGAGGAGAUUCUUAAGGACAAGGGGGACUUGCCCCUGCAGGUGUUUUCGACGAUAAUCAGUGGUUUUAGUAAAGAGAAGAAAAUGGAUUCUGCAUUGAUUCUUUUCAACUGGAUGAAGAAGAGGAAGAUAGAAACCAAUGGCUCUUAUGGCCCCAACCUUUUCACAUAUAAUGGUCUAUUAGGUGUAGUCAAACAAUCUGGUCAAUUUGCAGAAAUGGAAGCUAUUCUUAAUGAAAUGGCUGAAGAUGGAAUUGCCUAUAAUGUUGUGACAUAUAACACCUUGAUGGCAAUUUACAUUGAGAAAGGAGAGUGUGACAAAGCUCUCAAUAUGCUUGAGGAGAUCCGUAGGAAUGGCCUUACUCCAUCCCCUGUAUCCUAUUCACAAGCCUUGUUGGCAUAUCGGAGGAUGGAAGAUGGCAAUGGAGCUCUAAAUUUCUUUGUUGAGUUUAGGGAAAAAUACCAUCAAGGUGAAAUAGGAAAAGAUGAUGAUGGAGAAGAUUGGGAGAAAGAAUUCAUGAAGAUAGAGAAGUUCACGAUCCGUGUUUGUUAUCAAGUAAUGCGCUGUUGGCUUGUUAGUCGUGAUAACUUGAGCAACAACGUGUUGAAGUUUCUUUUUGAUAUGGAUAAUGCUAGGAUUCCACUACCGCAGGUUGAUCUUGAGCGGCUUGCAUGGGCUUGUACCCGUGAAGAUCACUACAUUGUUGUGAAAGAGCUGUACACCCGGAUAAGAGGAAGGUAUGAUAAGAUCAGCUUGUCUGUCUGCAACCAUGCAAUUUGGUUGAUGGGAAAAGCAAAGAAAUGGUGGGCAGCUUUGGAGAUAUAUGAAGAUUUAUUGGACAAAGGGCCAAAACCAAAUAACUUAUCAUAUGAACUGAUAGUCUCUCACUUCAAUUUUCUUCUCAGUGCAGCCAAGAGGAAGGGAAUUUGGAGAUGGGGUGUUAAGUUGUUGAACAAGAUGGAGGAUAAAGGCCUGAAACCUGGAAGUAGGGAAUGGAAUGCAGUUCUUCUGGCCUGUUCUAAGGCUUCAGAAACUACUGCAGCGGUGCAAAUAUUCAAGAGAAUGGUGGAAAAUGGUGAAAAGCCCACUAUAAUAUCAUAUGGGGCUUUAUUGAGUGCUCUUGAAAAGGGAAAACUCUAUGAUGAUGCUCUCCGUGUGUGGAACCAUAUGGUCAAGGUUGGGGUUGAACCAAAUGCAUAUGCCUACACAAUUAUGGCUUCGAUUUAUACUGCCCAAGGAAAUUUUAAUAGGGUUGAUGCCAUCAUUCAGGAGAUGGUAACAUUAGGAAUUGAGGUAACAGUGGUGACAUACAAUGCAAUAAUCACUGGCUGUGCACGUAAUGGUAUGAGCAGUGCAGCGUACGAAUGGUUUCACCGAAUGAAAGUUCAGAACAUCUCUCCCAAUGAGAUAACUUAUGAAAUGCUGAUUGAGGCCCUUGCAAAUGAUGGAAAGCCAAGGCUGGCAUAUCAAUUAUACACGAGAGCUAAAAACGAAGGCCUUACCCUCUCUUCAAAAGCUUACGAUGCAGUUGUCCAAUCCUCACAGGCUAAUGGUGCAACCAUUGAAUUAGGUCUUUUAGGACCUCGCCCUGCUGAUAAAAAGAAGAAAGUGCAAAUUAGAAAAACAUUGAAUGAAUUCUACAACUUAGCUGGUGUUCCCAAAAGAAGUCAACCGUUUGAUAGAAGUGAAAUUUAUCACUCACAGACACAAGAAAAUCCAUAAAGAAUUUAUAGUACAUUUAAAUUACCAUAGUCAAAUAUUAUGUAACCUCUGUACAUUCUGCUGUCAUAGCUUGAGAUUUUUUGUAUCCGUAGGCCAAGAAGGUAAAAGAAUCACAGUCAUGUUUUCUUCCACUACUGUUAGCAAAAUAGAGAUGCAACCCUUUUUUGCGGAACUUUUUUAGAUUAUGGCUCAAAUUCUACUCAAAUAUUUGGGAGGACAUAGAAGUUUGUUCCUCUUGAGAAUUUUUUGUGUUUCAAUGUGUGUUUUCUCUUAUUGAGAUUUAAAGUCAAAACAACUGUUUAAAAGUGAUGA